This is a messenger RNA of Oncorhynchus kisutch (coho salmon), 4161 nucleotides long. RefSeq names its product leukotriene B4 receptor 1-like. Gene Ontology annotation, cellular component: plasma membrane. The record is from RefSeq and is a predicted model, not a curated record. The transcript is spliced from 7 exons. Lineage: Eukaryota; Metazoa; Chordata; Actinopteri; Salmoniformes; Salmonidae. Gene Ontology annotation, molecular function: leukotriene receptor activity; complement receptor activity. The coding region runs from base 262 to 1554 and encodes 430 amino acids. Gene Ontology annotation, biological process: complement receptor mediated signaling pathway; inflammatory response; positive regulation of cytosolic calcium ion concentration.
UUAACUCUGCUAUAGCAUGCUACAGCCAGCAUGACAGCUCAGGGAAAACACAUAGUUUGAGAGCGAGAGAGAGAGAGAGAGAGAGAGAGAAAGUAAGGGGUAAGGAGGUGAGAACACGUGGAGAGAAAGAGGAGUAUCGAGAAAAGUAGGAAGAAGAUAAACAUCAAGACUGUAAGAAAUGAAAUAAAGGAAGUCUCAUCAAUCCAUGCCUCUAGUCCAUCUCUUUCUCUUCCCCAGGAUUAGGACUAUUUGGUCAUCACAAUGGCCCACAACCAAAGCAUUCCCCUUCGCCUCCUGUCCAACUUCUCCCUCCCCCAAAUCAUCCCUCCAUCCCUCACAAACCCCUCCUCAUCCCUCUAUCCGUUCUCCUCCUCGACAUCCCCCUCCCUGUUCCUGUCCACCUCCAUGCACAUCCUGAACACCACCAACACGUCUGUUUUCGGGGGAAACCAAAGCAUUGUGGGUAAUACCACCUCCACGACAGUAGGGGCUCUCAUCCUGUGUCUGGUCUUGCUGCUGGGCCUCCCCGGCAACCUCUUCAUCAUCUGGAGUAUCCUGGCGCGUGCCCGUCGUCGCUCCGUCACCACCCUCCUCAUCCUCAAUCUAGCGGUGGCCGACGGCUCACUCAUGGCGCUCACGCCCUUCUUCGUGAUCUACCUGGUCAAGAAGACUUGGGUUUUUGGCAAUAUCAUGUGCAAGAUACUCUUUUACUUGUGCCUAGCCAACAUGUACGCCUCCAUCCAACUGAUCAUGCUGAUGAGCCUGCACAGGCUGGUGGCCGUGGUGUGGCCUAAGCGCGUCGCUGCACUUGCUGGACGGAAGGCGGUACUGCGUGGGGUGCUGGUGCUGUGGACCAUGGUGCUGGUCGCGUCCAUCCCUGCGUUGCUGUUCAGGGACGAGCGGAAGACCGUGCACCCCAAUGGGAAGAGCCGGGUAGUGUGUGAGUCGUUGCACAAGCAGCAGAGUCAUGUGGUGCUCCAGUACACGUUGGAAACAGUGCUGGGAUUUGUAGUUCCUUACGGGGUGAUUAUAGGCAGCUACAUCUGCAUCCUGCGGCGGAUCAGGCAGACAAGGUUCAGGAGGAGGAUCCGCAGUGAGAAUCUCAUCCUGGCCAUCGUGGUAACCUUCGGUGUCUUCUGGUUGCCCUACCAUGUCAUCAACAUUGUGCAGGUUGCUGCAGCACUUUCUCCAAAGGAUUCAACUCUAAAAGCAAGGCUUGACCCUAUUUGGCAGACCAGCCGUGCGGUCACCUCAGCCCUGGCCUUCAUCAGCAGCUGUGCCAACCCUGUCCUCUACACUUUUGUUGGCAAGUCCUACAUCAGGCGGGACGGCUUUGCCUUCAUGGCCCGCUUGUUCGAGGGCACGGCGCAGGACUCUGGGACAAGGAAGAGCCGACAGAACAGCCAGAAUAGCCGAGAGAGAGACAGGGAUGCAAAGGAGGUCGGACUGAAGGAAAAGGAGGGAGACCUAGAGUCGACAACCAGCUCCAAUGUCAUGAGUCCCGUCUGUGUGAAACCUGUUAAGAAUGGCAAGCCGGGCCCGAUUCCGACUUAGGAAAUGAUGCCUUUCUUUUGCACAUCUUUCCUACACAUUUCUCAGUAGUUUACCUUAUGAAGGUGAGUAAUGGGCUUCGCAGGAGUGGUUCCCUUAAGCGCACUGAAGAAAUGUCAUUCACCUGCUGAAAACCCUCUUACUUACUGGCCAACAGAUUUUCUCGUGGAGUUUUCAUUCAAUAGAGUUUUCAGUACAUUUAUUUAGCCAUCCCUUUAAAUAUGGCGUACCUUUUAGUUUUGUUUACAGACUCAAUACAAUAUAUCGAGAGAAUCGGUUCAGAAUAUUAGGGAUCAAUUAAAGAAAGCCAUCUUAGUAUAUAUGUGCAUACUCAUCUCAGUUUCAGCACCAAGUGGUAGAUUUUAAAAUACUCUGAUCUUGUAGAUUAUUUAGGGUUAGGAAAUUAUUUGUGAAUCCUAAAAAAAAGGUUUGGAGGAAGAAAAUGGGUUUGAUUCAUUCAGAAAAUUGCCACGUUCAGAUCUUUAACUCAUGGUAAUUUUGGAUGAUUAGUGAACAAAGAAUUAUAAUAGGGAGAAUAGUGUGAAAUAGUAGGCUAUACCCUCAUCUAUUUCCUGCACUAACCAUGGAACUGUGUGAUGACACAUCCAAGUAUUGCACCAUACGUUGUGUUCAAACUGUUACGUUUGGUCUGUGCUCCUCUCCAUAACGAUUGAAUUAGCUAUGUCUUAACAACAAAAAAAAAUAUAUAUAUAUAUAUAUAUAUAUAUAUAUAUAUAUAUAUAUAUAUAUAUAUAUAUAUAUAUAAACUGUUACUAAUGAUCCUCACCAACAACCACAUGCCCGUGAUGGCGUUUACAGAGGAACCAAAUGAAGGUUAACAAACUAAUGUAAAUAAAUGGAACGAUAAUGUAGACUACACCAACUGAAGGGAACUAACAGUAAAUUGGCAGUUGAAUAUGUGUUGUUAUUAGGCCUACUGACGAUUGAUGCUGAUAGUGACUAAUAUUUAACAUGAUAGAACUAGGAAACAGAGAAGGUCGGUGUAGCCUAUAAAUCAAGACAUUCGAGAGUGCCCAUCCCAGCAAGGUAAGGCCUUACAUUCUGCCUAAUGGCACAGCAUUUCAUAAACUUCGCUGUGGGAAAGUUGAUAUGCUUCCGUUUUCUACCAUUUGACUGGUUUCACAUAUGCCUCCAGCAAUUAUAAGAUAAAAUAUAUCUAAAACAGGUGUCAUUUAUAUGUAAAAUUCCCUUAUCCAAAGGGAUGACUAAUUUACCUAGCUCUUCCCAAUAGCUCUUAUCAAGCUAUAAAUUAGACAAAAAUUAAGUAGAUACUUUUCCCACGUUAUUCCUUAUUCAUGGUUUCCUCAUGCUAAAGGUGUUGGAAUUUUAUGCCUUUCCUAUGCAUGCCUUUCCUUUGCACUUUUCAGUAUUUGGCAUUCAGACUUAUUUAGUCGUGUAAAGCGCUCUGCAGGAGUGGCUACCUUGCGCACUUUGAAUAAAUUGCAUUCAACUGCUGAAAACCCUCCCCAUAUGCUGGGCUACAGAUUUUCUCUUGGAGUUUUCAUUCAAUGGGGUUUUCCUAUAGCUCUGGUCUCCAAUUUUCAUCUUUGCAAAUUAUGAGAGCACACAAUUAGAAUUCUGAAUAACCUAUAUAUCCUAUUUCACUGUGCAAUACAGUAACGGUCAUGUUGAUAAGGCUUUCAGUUUGCUUCCAUAUGGCUGGUUUCACAUAAGGAAAAGUUAUCUAAAACAAUUACUAUGUGUAUUUACAAUCCCCUUCUCAAAACGGUUACUCAUUUACCUAGCUCUUAUAAAUAGAUAUGAUCAAGUUGUUACAGUGCAUGGAGAAAUUGUGUUAUUUCUAUUGGAACAAAUUAAGUAGAUGCUUUUUCUACUUGAAUCGGGAGGUUUGCUAGACCUUAUUCAUGGUUUCCUCACGUAAAGGUGGUGGAAUUAUUAGGGAAUUUAAGUCAAGGUCAGAAUACGACGUAUCUGUAGACACUCCUCUGCCUCAGCUUCAUUUAUUCGGUCUCCACCUCGAACGAAUAGGGGAUGAAUAGCAUACUAUUCCCAUGCUUAAGUUCAAGGUUAGAAUACGCAUAGAGAGGAAAACGCAUUUUAAAAAAGGAAUAAAGUUCCAAUUACACACGCUUAACUCUGGUCGGAAACUGGGCCAUAGUGACUGGAAGAUGAAUGAGUUGGAUGCUAUUUCAGAAGCUGUUUUGGAGGGAAUGUAGUUUCCUGUAGUUCGCAUGGUUGGCCACUAGAUAUGCAAGUCAUGUUUCCUAAUGGUUCAUGACUGACUUACUGACUGAACCAUAUCUCUGUUUUUAGAGGUGGUGAUUCAAGCUCAGUGGGUGGUGGAGUGAAUUGAGUCAAUUGUCUUUACAGUAUGCUUUGUCUGACUCUCUCUCCUUCUCUCCAUUUGUGUCAAAUCAAAUUUGAUUUGAUUUGUGUGUGUGCGCACACAUGUGAUUUACUGCUGUAAGUACACUACAAUACCAAAUUGUUAGAGUAAAAAGAGCACUGUAUAAUGUAAAGUGUUACCAAUAUUUGUAUAAUUGUUUACCACAUUUAUUUGAUCAAAAGCAUUAAGACAUGUUGUGUUUGUGCCAGUGCAAGAAAAUUAAAAACACUUUUCUCAGAGAA